CUGUUAUUAUCCAACACCAUUACAUGAAGGCAAGGAAGGACACCAUUAGAACCUGAGAUAAGGCAAAGCCGCAGGAAAGCUACGAUGAGAGUUUCUUCUGUACUUCUCUGCGGUGCUACUACUACGCUCACCUAUACUGUUGCUCCAAUUCAUCCUAACACGCUCCGCUUCACACUCUGCCUCGCCAAACCAUUUCUCUCCUCCUCUACAACACCCACCAAAUCCACCAAUCGAGCUACACAGGCUUUGGCAACUACUCCUCCUAGGGUUUCCUUACAACGCCAUUGCAAAUUUACAGAGUCGGAGCUUGUCCACGACGACGACGACGAUUUUGUCGUCGUCAACUUCUAUCAUUUUCUCUUCUUCGAAGACCCCAAGGCUGAGGUGGCUAAACAUCUUUCUUUCAUGGAGGGCCUCGACAUUCGUGGUCGGAUAUAUGUAAACGAACAAGGGAUUAACGCUCAGUACAGUGGUCCAUCAAAAGAUGCUUUGGCAUAUGUGGAAUGGUUAAAAGAUGAUGACAGAUUUUCUGACAUUUUAGUUCAAGUUUCUCCAGCACUAAAUGGGCAUGCCUUUCCAAAAUUGAGGUUGCGGUAUAAGCCUUCUCUAGUUCAGUUUGAAGGUGGUGAUGCUCAUCUUCCUUUGCUUGAUCCUUCUAUGCGAGCAACACCACUAGAACCAUCCGAAUGGAGAAAAAAAUUAGAAGCUGUAAACCCGGUUGAUGAUCCAUCAAAAGAGAAUUCUAGUUCUAACUACAUUUUACUAGAUGUGAGAAAUGGUUAUGAGUGGGAUAUUGGACAUUUUGAUGGAGCUCAACGACCUGAUGUGGACUGCUUUAGGAGCACUUCAUAUGGCUUAUCACAGUCAGAGGUCAUUGCUUCAGACCCUCUAGCAGAUGUCGAUAAAGAAAAAACAGACAUAUUGAUGUAUUGUACUGGAGGCAUUCGUUGUGAUGUAUAUUCGACAAUUCUGAGGCAGCGGGGUUUUCAAAAUUUGUACACGUUAGAGGGUGGCAUCGCUCAUUAUCUGAAGAAUGAAGGUCCAGUCAAGUGGACUGGGAAUUUGUUCGUGUUUGACUCUCGUCUUUCUCUGUCACCUUCUACUUACAAGCCUGAAGCCAAGGCUAAAGCAAUCAAGAGGGAAGAAUUUUCCAGUGAUAGUGCAUUUGCUAAAUGCUACGUCUGUGGCUCACAAGUCUGUGAAUUAAGGCAUAGGAACUGUGCAAAUAUUGAUUGCAAUUUCCUUUUUCUGUGUUGUACGGACUGUGUGAAGGAUUUAAGAGGGUGUUGCUGUGCAAAUUGCACUACUGCUCCUCGACUUAGGCCUGUGCUAACAGGACAUCAAAGAUACAAAAAGUGGCACAUAUAUAGAGACUCGGAGUUGCUUAGCAACUUGGCAGCUUAACCAAAUACAUGAAUCCUCAAGGUCAGAAAUUGUUACUUUAUACAUAAAUUAAAAAUCCAAAAGUUAUAGCAUUGAACUUUGCAAGAAAAGUGUCGGUCAAAGGUUCACCCUAUUACAAAAAAAUCUCACCUUGAGCCAAAGCCACAGUUUCUUGCAAUUUUUUUUUUAUGCAAUGAAUAGCAGUUGUUUAACUAGUCUUAUUCUUUAUAAAUCUCACAAAAAAAAAAAAAAAAAAUCCUGUCUAUAUAUUUUUUACAUACUGUAUGUUGAAUAAUUUAUGAGGCAGAACUCAAAUGUUUGUUUUAUGAACAAUUUUUUCAUAUCAAUUUUUAACUUGAUUUAUGAGGAAUUAUUUACUACU
Messenger RNA from Cannabis sativa, 1765 nucleotides. Its product is annotated as rhodanese-like domain-containing protein 8, chloroplastic. Lineage: Eukaryota; Viridiplantae; Streptophyta; Magnoliopsida; Rosales; Cannabaceae. The record is from RefSeq and is a predicted model, not a curated record. Bases 85 to 1404 code for a protein of 439 amino acids. The transcript is spliced from 8 exons.